Messenger RNA from Colletotrichum godetiae, 951 nucleotides. RefSeq lists its product as uncharacterized. The record is from RefSeq and is a predicted model, not a curated record. The transcript is spliced from 3 exons. Lineage: Eukaryota; Fungi; Ascomycota; Sordariomycetes; Glomerellales; Glomerellaceae. The coding region runs from base 189 to 518 and encodes 109 amino acids.
UCCACGCAUCUACAAAGUAUUUCGUCGACUUGCAUCACCAGAAAAAGCCCUCAGAGUGUCACUGAACCAAAUCUUGUCAACAUUUGGUUCGAAACAAAUGCAGGCGGGCUAGCUUGUGUUACUACUUCCUCUACAAUCCUCUUGACCGUCUUUGUGAUAAACUGCAGACGCCACUUGUGGCUCUCCUCAUGUGGCGUUGUGCAGCAGUAGCAGCAGCAGCAGCAGCAAUCCUCCACAUUGCAUGCCAUGCCCCUGGACCCUCUCAGAUCAGACAAGAAAUUCCCGAAUGCUACCAAGAGCCCCUCUCGAUUGUCUACCUGCAUCAUGUAUCGUCAGAUAGUCGAGUUUUUCAACCACAUUACGUCCGACUCUGGCUCAAUACUGUACUCCUUACCAUGCGACCCGCACCGCUUCCUCACGGUCCUGGGACGAAGAGAGUUGGGAAAAAGGGGGCCCAGAGAAAAACUGUCACUUCACUGAGUCGCAACUUGUUUCCCGGCCCUGUUCUGAUGUGUUAGGCGUACCUGGCUGGCUUCCUGCCCGUGCCACCGGCCGAUUGUGGGGGUUGCAUUCUACAUGGACUCAAUCACCAAUUGCGUCCAAUCUUCAGUCCCGAGUUCUGUACGAAGUAUAGGUACUAUAACGCAUCUGACAAGCAAAUCGCAGCUCGCCAACCGGUAGAGACAGCCCACUUCGCAGACUCACCUGCGAAGUACUUGCAAGUGGCUAUCAUGCAAGCCCGUCUCUUCGGAUCACACAAUCCAGUGCGGAUAAAAAUAAAGUAAAAACUCCUAAGUUCCUAGCGGUCCUUCCGCCGUACCCUAUCCGUACGUUCGCCAGUCUCUCGUCAAAACAGGUAAAGAACCCGUGGAGAAAAUGGCUAGACUCAAAAGGAAUCCAUCGUUUAGGGUCGUUGCUGAACAAACACAAUACGGUAGUCUCGUACCACUU